Zychaea mexicana is the source of this 414-nucleotide messenger RNA. RefSeq lists its product as uncharacterized. NCBI's taxonomy places the organism in Eukaryota, Fungi, Mucoromycota, Mucoromycetes, Mucorales, Lichtheimiaceae. The record is from RefSeq and is a predicted model, not a curated record. Gene Ontology annotation, biological process: proteasome assembly. The coding region runs from base 1 to 414 and encodes 137 amino acids. The transcript has 2 exons.
AUGGAUGACGUUCGAUUCCCUUUGAAUAAUAAACAAACUGCAUGUGUCGUGCAUGGUCACCACACCGAGAUCCUCGUCACCGGCUUUGCCGACAAGAUUUUUGUUGUUGUAACGCAGUAUGGCAGAAUCGGUAGUCUGAUCAAAACAACAGUUGACAUUGCACCCCAUCUAGCCAGCAACCCUGCUGCUGUACCAACGACGUCGCAGUUCCUGUUUGGCGAAUCCUCGGGCAGUCAAAGCGAUUUAUACAUGUUGUACGCGUCGUCAAUUUCGCAAACAGUGGCAGCCAUGAAUCCACACGAAAAACGACCAGUUCUGUUAGGCAUAGCAUUAAAACCAGUAGAAGAUAUGGCCCAACAACGCCAAGUAUUUGAUCAAGUUAUUGAUAAAGUAAUGACAUGUCCCGUAUGGUGA